Molecule: messenger RNA, 3426 nt
Organism: Bufo gargarizans (Asiatic toad)
Lineage: Eukaryota; Metazoa; Chordata; Amphibia; Anura; Bufonidae
Product: zinc finger protein 585A-like
Exons: 6
Coding region: 1-3075 (1024 amino acids)
Biological process (GO): regulation of transcription by RNA polymerase II
Molecular function (GO): DNA-binding transcription factor activity; RNA polymerase II cis-regulatory region sequence-specific DNA binding
Source: RefSeq, a predicted model, not a curated record
AUGGGUGAUCCCCCGUGUAAGAGUGAGGUGGAGGAGGACAUUCCAGUCCAUGUGACCACAGAAAAUCUCAAUAGGAACUCUGAAGAAAACUUCAUGUUAUCACAGAAUGAUAAAGUAGAAGAUGAAGAUCUCAUGCAGCGCUUAUCACGAGAGAACCUCAUUACCAGAAAUGUGCAUCCUGGACUUCAUAACACAGAUCUGUCAUAUUUUCCAGUUAAGUGUGAGGAACCUUCUCCUGACCAAUCACAGAUUGGUGCCACAAGUACAGAUCAGAAAGAGGAAACAAGUUUUCAGUGCUGGGAAUGUGGAAAACAGUUUCCAUACCGCUCAGGUCUUCUUAUGCACAGAAGAAUUCACAUAGGAGCGAAGCCAUACUCCUGUUCAGAAUGUGGGAAACGUUUCGCAGACAAACCAACCCUUGUUGCCCAUGAGAAAAUUCACUCAAGUGAGAAGCCAUAUUCAUGUUCAGAAUGUGGGAAAUGUUUUGCCAAUCUAUCAACUCUUGUUAGACAUGAGAUAACUCACACAGAAGAGAAGCCAUAUUCAUGUUUAGAAUGUGGGAAAUGUUACACAGAUAAAUCACAACUUGUUAACCAUGAGAGAGUUCACACAGGAGAGGGGCCGUAUUCAUGUUUAUUAUGUGGACAACGUUUUAGAUAUAAAUCACAGCUUGAUUAUCAUGAAAGAAGUCACACAGGAGAAAAGCCAUACCCAUGUUCUGAAUGUGAGAAGUGUUUUCCUAAUAAAGCACGACUUGCUAGACAUAAGAGAGUUCACACAGGAGAGAGGCCGUAUUCAUGUUCAGAAUGUGGGAAAUGUUUUAUGGAGAAAUCGCAUCUUCUUCAACAUAAUAGAACUCAUACAGGAGAGAAGCCGUAUUCAUGUUCAGAAUGUGGGAAAUGCUUUACAAUGAAAUCAGCUCUUUCUGCACAUGAGAAAAUUCACACAGGAGAAAAGCCAUACCCAUGUCCUGAAUGUGGAAAAUGUUUUCGUGUUAAAUCAAGACUUGCUAGCCAUAAGAGAGUUCAUACAGGAGAAAAGCCGUAUUCAUGUUCAGAAUGUGGGAAAUGUUUUCCACAAAAAGUACCUCUUGUUAUACACCAGAGAAUUCAUACAGGUGAGAAGCCAUAUUCAUGUUUAGAAUGUGGGAAAUCUUAUGCAAAUAAAUCAAAUCUUGUUACCCAUGAGAAAACUCACACAGGAGAGAAGCCAUAUUCAUGUUUAGAAUGUGGGAAAAGUUACACAUAUAAAUCAGAUCUUAUUGUACAUGAGCGAAUUCACCCAGAAGAGAAGCCAUAUUCAUGUUUAGAAUGUGGGAAAAGUUACACAUAUAAAUCACUACUUCUUAACCAUGAGAGAGUUCACACAGGAGAGAGGCCGUAUUCAUGUACAUUAUGUGGGAAAUGUUUUAGAUAUAGAUCAAAUCUUAGUUAUCACGAGAGAACAGGUCACACAGAAGAAAAUAUGUCCGCUCUCGUGGAAGCUCCUGACAUGUACAGCAGACCUGUGGAUCCUUCUGCCGCCCAGAGCUCGGAUGAAAAUCUGAUGGAUAUUAAGGCUGAGGAUCCCCCGUGUAAGAGUGAGGUGGAGGAGGACAUUCCAGUCCAUGUGACCACAGAAAAUCUCAGUAGGAACUCUGAAGAAAACUUCAUGUUAUCACAGAAUGAUAAAGUAGAAGAUGAAGAUCUCAUGCAGUGCUCGUCCCUAAAAAACCUCAUUACCAGAAAUGUGCAUCCUGGACUUCAUAAUACAGAUCUGUCACAUUAUCCGGCUAAGUGUGAGGAACCUUCUCCUGACCAAUCACAGAUUGGUGCCACAAGUACAGAUCAGAAAGAGGAAACAAGUUUUCAGUGCUGGGAAUGUGGAAAACAGUUUCCAUACCGCUCAGGUCUUCUUAUGCACAGAAGAAUUCACAUAGAUUCGAAGCCAUACUUCUGUUCAGAAUGUGGGAAACGUUUCGCAGACAAACCAACACUUGUUGCCCAUGAAAAAAUUCACUCAAGUGAGAAGCCAUAUUCAUGUUCAGAAUGUGGGAAAUGUUUUGCCACUCUAUCAACUCUUGUUAGACAUGAGAUAACUCACACAGAAGAGAAACCAUAUUUAUGUUUAGAAUGUGGGAAAAGUUACACAGAUAAAUCACAACUUGUUAACCAUGAGAGAGUUCACAUAGGAGAGAAGCCGUAUUCAUGUUCAUUAUGUGGGAAACGUUUUAGAUAUAAAUCACACCUUGAUUAUCAUGAGACAAGUCACAAAGCAGAAAAGCCUAAAAAUGCACGACUUGCUAAACAUCAGAGAGUUCACGCAGGAAAGAGGCCGUAUCCAUGUUCUGAAUGUGAGAAAUGGUUUCCUAAUAAUGCAGAACUUUCUCAACAUCUGAGAAUUCACACAGGAGAGAGGCCGUAUUCAUGUUCAGAAUGUGGGAAAUGCUUUACAGUGAAAUCAGGUCUUUCUACACAUCAGAGAAUUCACACAGGAGAUAAGCCACACUCAUGUGCUGAAUGUGGAAAAUGUUUUGAUUUUAAAUCAAACCUUGCUAAACAUAAGAGAGUUCAUACAGGAGAAAAGCCGUAUUCAUGUUCAGAAUGUGGGAAAUGUUUCCAACAAAAAGCACCUCUUGUUCUACAUCAGAGAAUUCAUACAGGUGAGAAGCCAUAUUCAUGUUUAGAAUGUGAUAAAAGUUAUGUAAGUAAAUCAGCUCUUGUUGUCCAUGAGACAACUCACACAGGAAAGAAGCCAUAUUCAUGUUUAGUAUGCGGGAAAAGUUACACAUAUAAAUCAGCUCUUAUUGUACAUGAGAGAAAUCACACAGGAGAGAGGCCGUAUUCAUGUUCAGAAUGUGGGAAAUGUUUUACAAAUAAAUCAAGUCUCGUUACCCAUAAGAGAUUUCACACAGGAGAGAAGCCAUAUUCAUGUUUAGAAUGUGAGAAAUGUUAUGUAACUAAAUCAGCUCUUGUUGUCCAUGAGACAACUCACACAGGAAAGAAGCCAUAUUCAUGUUUAGUAUGUGGGAAAAGUUACACACAUAAAUCAAGUCUUAUUGUACAUGAGAGAAUUCACACAGGAGAAAAGCCGUAAUCAUGUUCAGAAUGUGGGAAAUGUUUCUUAAAAAGGGGCAAAUUGGGUUAUACAUUAGAAAAAUCACAAAGGAGAGGGUAAUUUGUCCAGAAUGUGGGAAAUAUUAUUCAAGUAAAUUAAAUCUUGCUGGACACACAGGAGAGAGACCGUAUUCAUCUUCAGAAUUGAACAUUUCUACAGCUAGUCGUAUGCAUCAUCAGAAAAGUUACUGUAGAGAGGCCAUUUUGAUUUUCUUCAUAUCAAAAAUGUUUUACCCAGAAAUCAACGUUAGAAAAAUUCACACCGAGAACAUAUUGUAUUUUUAUAUGGAAUGUGGGAAAUGUAAUAAAAGCAAGAAAUAUGUUGAACCCA